GGAGCAGGAGCACAAACAGGAGCAGGAGCACAAACAGGAGCAGGAGCACAAACAGGAGCAGGAGCACAAACAGGAGCAGGAGCACAAACAGGAGCAGGAGCACAAACAGGAGCAGGAGCACAAACAGGAGCAGGAACACAGGUACAGGAGCAGGAGCACAGGUACAGGAGCAGUGAUUACAGAGGAGCUGGUGCACAAAACUCUGAGGUCAAAUGGUUCAAAGACCUUUAAUCAGUUUGGACCCGUGGAUGCUGCUGGUGUGUGUGUUAGCUCUGUGUGAUAAAACAGACGCUUUCUUUGAAUGGAUGAAGGCGGCACCAUCUCCGGUCUCUGUGCCUCCAGCUUUGCCUUCUCCUCCAGCUACUGUGCCGAGUGAUGCUCCACCGUUUGAGAUGAGUGUUGCUGAUGAGAAACUACUGGCUGAGGCUAAGCUGAUUGAUAUGAGUCCUCUUGACAGCUGCCAUUUUAGGGUUGUUUCUCAGCUGAAAGCUACCUGCAACAACCUUUCAGAAGAACAGCUGGCAAAACUGGGAGUGGCUUUGUUCAACUGCCAAUCAGAAGUAGAGGGACGUCCGACUUUCCUGUGCACCGAGGAGAUGUCCAUUAAGGAGUGCACUGCUGACAUGGAUUCAGAUACAUGGAACGCGUACCACAUCGUCAGCAACCGCGCUCGCUCGGUGUGUUACGCCACACGUCAGCAGCAGUUUCGCAGACAGACCGAGCUUACUGUGAAUGCCCUGAUCUCAACAGCAACAAACCAGCUGGAUACUAUGAAGGACCUGAAGGAAGGUCAGCGUGAACUACGGGACAUGACGGCCGCAUCACUGGACAAGCUGUUGGAGGGUCACGGUGCACUACAGCUCCAGCAGGGGGCACUAAAGGAGGGCCAGGAGCAGUUGGAUGCUUCAAUCUCUGCCAACUUGCAAAGACUGGCUCAAGAGAAGGCUCUGAUCAGUACUGGGCAGCAGCUGGUGGCACAGCUUAUCCAGGGAAUUACACAGAGAAUAGAGGUCGUCAGUGAGCAGCUGAAAGGACAAGGUACAGAUGUGCAGGAAGGUCAUCAGGCAAUUCUGAAUGACCUGGCUGAAGUCCGAGGGCGCGCACAAGAAAUCUACAGUAAAAUGGAGCUCAAUCUGAAUGGCGUCCUGCAGCAGCAGAACACGACAGUUCAGUUCUAUGCUGAGCUCAUGAGGAAGCUGGAGCGCAUGAACAGCACUCUGGGAUACAUGCUGACGUACCUGGACAACAUGCAGAGCAGGCUGGAGGAUAGACUGCAUAUGAUCCAAGGAUACCUAGGAUGGGCUGGUCUGAGUCUGCGUGCUGUUUGGGUCUGUGUGAUGCAUGCUGGAUAUUUCCUGUUCUCUGCAGUCCUGCUGUCCUUUUUGCAGUGUCCCACAUUCUCCCGUGUCUCUCUGCUCAUCACUGUGCCCAUCAACGCCAUCUCCGAGGUCAAUCAGCAGUCGGCUCUUGACCUGGUCACACUCUCUCUGCUCCUCUUUACACUCUCGCUGGCACGUUGGUUUGUGCUGCAGUUGUUGUGGGCCCUGUCUAACCUGAAGGGCCAAAAGUGCAGUGAUGUUCAUGCUGCUCUUUCAGCUCCUCCACUUGAGAAGACUCCUGAAAAAUCAACAAAGCCUUUCUACAGUCCAGCAACGUCCUCAACACCUCUAGUAGAGCUGGACUGUGAUUUGGAGCCUGAGGUGCCAUUUGUAGGUCAAGACAGCUUUAUGACAGGAGACCCGUGUAUGGUGGCCUUAUCUCCAUCUCACACGUAUGGGCCACCGAGCCAUGGGUGUUUAUCUGUAGGCACCCCCAGUCAUUCUACCCCCAGACUGAAGAAUCGACAUAACCUUGGAGGAGCUGUUUUAGAGAGCAUCACCCAGAGGAACUUAGGAGGGAUCUUGGAUAUAGUCAGUAAGUCCCGGAGCUCCAGCCCCAAUCAGUCCGUAGCCAGCAACAGCUCUUUCUCAGGGCGUCCUCUGUGUGGUGGCAUCACCAGACUGGGACAGCCAUGUAAGAAGAGGGCACUGGCAGGUCAGGACUUCUGUAGGAUCCAUGAAGGGGGACACGACUCCUACAGUCACCUGUAAACGUGUAGCACAGCCAGUGUAUUGUGUGUCUUUUCUCCAGUAUGAACACUUCAUGUGUUUUUAACAUUUUGCAUUACGUCCUGUUUUUAUAAAAUAUUUGUACAGUUGGUAAUUAUAAUAAAUUAUUACAAA
Tachysurus vachellii is the source of this 2222-nucleotide messenger RNA. RefSeq names its product brambleberry (gene bmb). Lineage: Eukaryota; Metazoa; Chordata; Actinopteri; Siluriformes; Bagridae. The transcript is spliced from 13 exons. Bases 213 to 2090 code for a protein of 625 amino acids. The record is from RefSeq and is a predicted model, not a curated record.